Polypterus senegalus (gray bichir) is the source of this 1894-nucleotide messenger RNA. RefSeq names its product Bet1 golgi vesicular membrane trafficking protein-like (gene bet1l). Lineage: Eukaryota; Metazoa; Chordata; Cladistia; Polypteriformes; Polypteridae. Gene Ontology annotation, biological process: retrograde transport, endosome to Golgi; regulation of retrograde vesicle-mediated transport, Golgi to ER. The coding region runs from base 290 to 640 and encodes 116 amino acids. Gene Ontology annotation, molecular function: SNAP receptor activity. Gene Ontology annotation, cellular component: SNARE complex; Golgi trans cisterna. The transcript is spliced from 5 exons. The record is from RefSeq and is a predicted model, not a curated record.
AAUUAUUACUAAGAGUUCAUUUGGACAGCGAUCUUACUCCACUGUGAACCCUUUUUCUUAUUCCGCGCUGGACGGAGUGGCGCCUCCCUGCGGACUGUGUCACCCUUGCUGUCCUCACCACUUGCUCUUUCCACGAGGACUCGAGGUGCAAUGAGACGAGCUCGCUUCGUAGCCCCUCAAGUUCUGAUUAAACCGCGCAAGUCUUAGAAGCUCACACUCUGCAGCCCCGCCCCUUCUGGCACUUAACGGAAGUGACGUUCCCGCCGCGUCACCAUUUUCCCCAGUAAACAUGGCGGACUGGAGUAGAGGACAUGGCCCAGGGGCGGUGGAUGAGAUGCUGGAUGCAGAGAACAAGCUUUUGGCCGAUCAGCUGGCCACCAAAGUCUCUCGGCUGAAGUCGCUGGCUCUGGACAUUGACAAGGAGACCGAAGAGCACAACGCCUACCUAGAUGGGAUGGACUCCAACUUUCUGAGCGCCACUGGGCUACUGACGGGCAGCGUGAAAAGGUUUUCCAACAUGGGCUCAGACCUAAAGUGCUGCGCGCGUGGAGGACGAGGACGCCGCCGCCGCCGCUGCCAUGAUGAACGGAGCUUCUCAAUUCUGCGAGAGGGCCGCUCUCUCUUGUCGUUUAUCAAGUAAGAAACAUUAGUAACAGCCAAGCCGUUGUGUUCCAGGUCUGCAGGGUUGAGGGGGCCGAGCAGAUGGUCUCCGCAGGCGCUGGAGCCUGAUUUGACCGGAAGGGCACACGUCACGUCAUGUCACGGCCUGCUGCUCCUGUCUAACGGGUGAUUUCCUCGGAGGACGGAGACCCCCUAACCCUUUUCAGCUUUCUUCUGAUGUCCGUUUGUCAUGGGAGUGAAUGGAGGGCUGCGAUGUGAACGUCUCCAGCCUGAGUUUGGGGUCUCGUCCGUCGUCCUCCUCCUUGAACUCUUUGGUGUGACACACGAGCUGAGACCAGCGCUCUGCACAGGGUGACAAUCACAGAAAUGGCCUCCCUAACCAGUACUGACGGUCAACUGUGCCAUCUUUAAGGACUUGCCAAGUUAUGGGGGGGGGCGGGCUUACUCGGGGUCACAUGGUGUGGGACUUGAACCUGUGAUUGGUCACAGUCGAGACUCGGCCACUCACAGGGUGUUUUUCUUUUUUUUUUUUUCUUUCUUGAGCAGAACUUUGCACACAAGGAAUUAUGAAACUUCAUUUGUGCAUUGGCACAGCAGGCACCAUAAUGACCUUGGCUGGCUCUGGCACCUUUUUGUAUGGGCAUUCCAUGCCCUGCAGGUUCCAUGGAGCCCAUCGGGGCCUGCAGCCUGGGGUCCCAUUGUCGAAGAUUGGUGACACUGAACUGGCAUAGUCGGCAGGAGUGCCACGUGGUUCUCCUUACUUGCUAAAGGGGUGAAUUCUUUACUUACUGCUUCCUGCCAUCUUGGUAUGAACUCCUGUCGUGACCAGUGGACUCCUAGGCCAAUUCCACCGCUGCCCACAGUCCCUAGGACUGGUGCGCUAUUUAGCGAGACCCCCAGACCUCACUGUACGAGUGCAGGACACAUGAUGUGACAGUGACGUGUGGUGGUAGUGGCAGAGGCUUACUUUCUACGUGCCCUCACAGGUAGAGGGGCCUCUUUUAACGAAGAGCGUAUUAUUGCUCAGUUUUUAUUUAAUUAGAAGCCAUCAAGUUUGGGUCGCAGAGACGCCGGCCAGCAUGCCUGACAUCGUCAUUCAUGGUGGUCCGGAUGUUUUACAAACGUCCAAGGCCUGUGACUCCCCACAGUUUGUUUCAUAAACCUGUUCAGGUGUAUUGUGGGUAAUUUGUCAGAGUCCCCAAUAAAAUGUCAAUUCUGUGCAGGCCUUAACUUGCUGUUUUCUAAUAAAGCCACUUUGCUGUUUGACGUCUUA